AGCGAGGGAAUGCCACACCCGAGCGCUGCGUUGUGAUUGGUCGGAAUGGUCCCAAAUUAGCAUUUCCCGCGGGAAGCUGGGUCCUAGUGCGGGGCGGCGACGGGGGUCGUGCGGCGGCGGCAUGGAGCCUUGGGGUCCUGAGACCGGGAGGGCCGUGUCCUAACCUGACCCCUCAUGCUGGCCCCAUUCCGGCCCCCCGUGGCCUCUAUAUCGCCCUGGCUCAGCUUAGCCCCCGCUGCUGCUCUCAGUCCUGUACGUUCUCCUCUGCCCCCCCACCCGAGGGGGUCCAGGCCGUCAGCGCCCCCCAGCAGCCGAGCUCGGCCAAGCCCCGACGGCUCCGGGACCAACGGAGCAUCGCGACCCCCGCGCCAAGCUCCACCCGAGCUCCCGCACAGCGCCUGCCCCCAGCCCCCCGCAAUGCCUGGGGUUGGGCCGGGAGGGGGACAAUAGGGGGAUCCCUAUACUUCCCUCCCUGCGAGCCUAGAAGGCUUUGGCCCCUUUUCCCAGCAUCGACCCGAGCAGACCCCCAAACCCCGGGGCUAUGUGGGAGAGAAGAGUGAUGCUAAUUAACUGAUAAUCAGAUCUGGCUAAUCAGCGAGCCCGGUCUCUUUGUGCCCCCCGGAAAACGGGCAUCGAUCGGCUGCGGCAGGAUCGUAUUAACCCUUCCCUAGCCCUGAGUCCUUGACUCUGCAGAAAGGCACUUUGCCUGCUGGGAGGGGUCCGGUCCGGGUCCUUCGCCCCCCUCCUCUACCCGAGGUCCCACUCCUGUGCCCGGUGGGCUCUCACCUUGGUGGCUUUCGUGCUAUCCUCUAGGCGUGCGGUGCCACCUUCAGUGCGUGUCUGUUCCCGCAGGCGGCCGCAGCAUGGCACAGCCCCUGGGGUGCGUGGAGACGCGGGGGGGAGGGAGAGCGGCGUGGGCAGAGCCGCGGGAUGGGAUGGCCCCGAGCUUCGCUGCUGCCCCCGAGCCGCGGAUGGGGGCCCCUGGGGAGGCUGAGCUUCGGGGACAGAACUCAUCCCCACCCCAGCAUGACAGGGAUGGUGCUCUGGGUGCAGCUUGCUCCCAUGUCACCAUGUGUUUUGCACACCUAGAGGCUCAGGGGAACACAGGGGCUGACACUUUACUGUCCCUCCUGCAGCACAGGCUCCUUCCUUUCCUCCAGGACAGAUGGACACAACCUCACUCCUAAGCCAGGUCUGGGUUUGUCUGAGUGUGUAUGUGUGUGUGUGUGCAUUCACAUGUGUGUGUCUGUGCCCAUGUGUGUACUACUCCAGUCCCCUCGUGUGGAGGCCAUGCUGCAGGGAAUGUCUGCUUGUGCCUCAGUUUCCCCAGCAGCACAGGGAUGUAGGAGCUGCUGGUGGGGACACCGAUGUCCCCUUCUUGCAGGAGCUGCCUGGCACAGGUCUGCAGUUCACAGAAUCAGUGCAGCAGCUUUUCCAUCAUGAGGUUUAGGGGCUGAACACAGCACUGCCAGUACUAUCCCCAUAGUCCCCACAUCCCUCACCCUUGCAGCCUGUGCUGCCCUGCUCUGUGUCCAACUGAAGGGUGAUAACCCCUGGCCGGGCACAGUGGGGGACCCUGCAGGAUGGAGCCAUGCUGGCACAGUGCCGCCAAGCACACACUCCUGGCAAGCUGUUGUUUUGCAGGUGGGUGGUUAAAUGAGGCAGCAGCAGAUGUGGUGAGCCAUUAACAGGCUGUGUCUCUGCAGGGGCCCCUCGGCCCACCUGUCCCCUGCUCCCUAUUGCAGCAGGAAAGUGCACCCGGACUGUUUGCUCUGUUUGUGCUGUCACCCACCUUGCCGGGCUGCAGAGCUGCUGGCUGGGCACAUCCAAGGGGCCAGGUGCUCUGUACCCCUGCCCCCUUCUGUCCCUGUUGCCCCCCAUGAGGGGCUGGGCAGAGCUAGGAGUGCAGCAUGCAGCUGAUGGGCAGCUCAUCUUCCAUCUCACCUCAGUGGAGCAGAACCAGAUGGGCAGCCAUCCUUUGAGCUGCAGCCACAUCUGCUCACACUCAACAUCUGGAGACCCCAUUUAAUCCCACGCUCCUCCUUCACCCCCCUGCACCAGGCUGUGCUCAAGGAUGGAGUCCCUUAUCCCCCAUCCCCAUCCUCCUCCAGACACUCUGGAUUUGGACCCUGUCCUUAAGUGCCCUCCCUGGCAUGAGAACACCUCCGGCUGUGGAGGCACCGUGCCGGGGCCGGGCGCUCUGACGCAAAAGGGGCAGAUGGGCUGAGCACCCCCUGCUUGGCCACAGCCUCCCUACCCUGCAGAGAGUCCCGGCCAAUGUCACAGCCAUCCUGCCUUGCUGCACGCACUCCUGGCCUUUGUGCCCGUGCACUCCCUGUGCACACAGCAUCCUUCUUGCACCGAGCUGCCGGGUGCCACGCUGCCAGCAGUGGGGCUGGGAGCGAGCGUGAAAUGCUCGGCAGCCUCGUUGAGUUUGCGCUUCACUUAGCAGCUUAACACCAAAGCUGCAAUAACGCCGACGCCAGCGCUAAUCCCAUCAGCUCAGACAGCUACUCGAUAACAGGGAACUGGCUAAUAUUCCCCUGUGCGGCUCCAGUCCGAGCAGGGCACGCCACUGCCACACGCUGAAGGUCACAGCAUCGUUUGGUGUUGUCUCCUGGAAAGUUGGCCCAGGUGCCUAACAGACAGACUGAAAUCCCAUUCCUAUCUCAUUCUAUCCUCACCAUCCCACCCCCACCUCCAUCCCCAUCUUCAUCUCAUUUCUGGUGCCCCGUGCCAUUGCAAAGCCCUGCACGAGCCGUCGGGGUGGGCGAGGGGCCAGUGAGGGCCGGCACCGGGCACUCGUGCAGCGCACGCAGUGUCUUGGCUGCAAAGGCUGGGAAAAGGGCAGGCAGUUCCUGCCGGCAGCCCGAUGCCAUGGUGAUGGGAGGGCGAGGGCUGCCGCCGCCAUGAAUACCCAUGAGCUGGGGGAGCCGGGAGGCUGCACGCACUGUGCCCUGAAUGCAAAAGCCCCAGUGCGUCCCCGCAGCACAAAGAGCUGUGGCUGCGCACGGGGCCGGCACGGUCCGACGGCAGUGAGCGGCAGCGACCCCACGUUGUGCCCGGGGCUCGCUGGAGCACGACGCCCUGGGAUGUGGGGCUGGGGGCCGGGGUGGGAUGGAUCGGGGCUGGAAGCCGUUCCCUUGGUAACGGCGGGUCCCAGUUUCCACCAAUCGAUGUGGCGGUGCGGGCUGGGGGGGCUCGUGGCCUACAUAAGCGUCCGUCGGGCACCGCGCGCCCCGGCAGAUGCGAAACGAUGGCGAGGCUGACGGGCACCCGGCCCCCAGCUGCCCGCCGCUGGGGCUGCGCUGCCACCGCUUUCCUCCUCCUCCUCCUCACCGUGCAAGCUGCCCAGAAAGCUGACCUCAGCGGCGAUGCCACUGCGGCCACCAUCAACCACUCACUGACGCUGCUGCAGAGGCUGCAGGAGCUGCUACAGAAUGGCAACAGCAGCGACUCGGUGCUGCGGGUGCGCACGGCUGCCUCUGAUGAGGCCAAGGUCUUCCACACCCACCAACUGCUGCUCAGCCUCCAGAGUGAGGUCUUCGAGGGGCUCCUGCGCAACCAGAGUGUUGUCACCCUGCAUGAGCCGCCUGAAACUGCUGCGCUCUUUGAGAAGUUCAUCAGGUACCUGUACUGUGGGGGGGUGUCCCUCCUGCUGCACCAAGCCAUCCCCCUGCACCAGCUGGCCAGCAAGUACCGGGUGUGGGGGCUGCAGCGUGGCGUGGCCGACUACAUGAGGAGCCACCUGGCCAGCGAGUCCAACCAGGGCCACGUGGUGGGCUGGUACCACUACGCUGCACGCAUCGGGGACACGGCGCUGCAGGAGAGCUGCCUGCAGUUCCUGGCCUGGAACCUGUCGUCCGUGCUCAGCAGCGCCGAGUGGGCUUCGGUCAGCGUGGAGCUGCUGCUGCUGCUGCUGGAGCGCUCUGACCUGGUGCUGCACAGCGAGCUGGAGCUCUACACUGCUGUGGAAGCCUGGCUGGCCCGGCGGCAGCCCGAGGACGCUGUGGCUGAGCGGGUGCUGCGUGCCAUCCGCUAUCCCAUGAUCGCCCCCAGCCAGCUGUUCCGGCUGCAGACGCAGUCGGCGGUGCUGGUGCGGCACUACAGCGCGGUGCAGGACCUGCUCUUCCAGGCCUUCCAGUUCCACGCCGCGUCCCCUCUGCACUUUGCCAAGUAUUUCGACGUCAACUGCAGCAUGUUCCUGCCCCGCAACUACCUCGCACCCAGCUGGGGCUCCCAGUGGGUCAUCAACAACCCGGCACGGGAUGACCGCAGCACCAGCUUCCAGACCCAGCUCGGGCCCAGCAGCCACGACUCCGGCAAGCGGGUGACCUGGAACGUGCUCUUCUCCCCACGCUGGCUGCCCGUCAGCCUGCGCCCUGUCUACUCGGACUCGGUGUCCAGCGCCAUCCAACCGGUGCGCAUCGAGGAUGGCCGCCCGCGCCUCGUUGUCACCCCGGCCACCAGCAGCCCCGACUUUGCUGGUGUCAGCUUCCAGAAGACGGUGCUGGUGGGUGUGCGGCAGCAGGGCCGCAUCUUUGUCAAGCAUGCCUACAGCUUCCACCAGAGCUCGGAUGAGACGGCUGACUUCCUUGCCCAUGCCGACCUGCAGAAGCGCACCUCCGAGUACCUCAUCGACAAUGCCCUGCACCUGCACAUCAUCAUCAAGCCUGUCUACCACUCCCUCAUCAAGGUGAAGAAGUAGCGGGGCUGUGAGCAUGGGGCUCUGCCUCUUUGUCCCCUCUCUAUAGGUAGAUGGGGGUCCCUCUGCUCCCUGCCUCUUCCUGCUGUCCCCACUGCCAUCCCUGGGUGCCUGCGGAGAGCACAGGGAAUGUGCAACCAUGUGGCAUGGGGACACAGGGACAGCCCCUGCAGUGCCACCUCUGCACCAACAUGGCUGCAGCUUGGGGUGCAGUGGGACAGGGGUCCAGCUGCCUCCCCCAGCAAAGGACACUUGUGGAGAACAGCGCCUUGUUCCUGCCUGGGUGUCCUUCACCUCCUUCCUAAUAAAAGCAGAAAAUGAGUGCAGGGAGCGCGGGGCAUCUUUGUGUAUCCCCUGUGCCUUGGGAUGGGUGGGCACAGGGACGCAUCAGCUGUCACACCACUCCCAGUCUUCAUGUGCCUCCUUUUAAUGCUCCAAAAGGAUAAACCUCAGCUCCUGUGCCGCUCUGCUGAGCCACGGAGGUGCUGAGCAGCCACACGGUCAUUGCCCAGCACAGCUGUGUGUGUCCCACGGGGAGGUUUGGUCAACUGGCCCCGGC
Messenger RNA from Phasianus colchicus (ring-necked pheasant), 5264 nucleotides. RefSeq names its product BTB domain containing 17 (gene BTBD17). Gene Ontology annotation, molecular function: protein binding. The record is from RefSeq and is a predicted model, not a curated record. NCBI's taxonomy places the organism in Eukaryota, Metazoa, Chordata, Aves, Galliformes, Phasianidae.